AGCCUUUAGGACUUUGUACCAAUCGAUCUUCACUACCUUCGUGUGGAUGAUGGGAGAGUUUGAAUACAAAGACGUGUUGGUGGACAAUCCACCUACCUAUCUGCCUGGUCUCUACUACUUCUUCUUUUUUCUUUAUGGCAUUUUUGUUCCAAUUAUUUUCUUGAAUCUGCUCAUUGGUCUUGCUGUUGGUGAUAUUAGUCGGAUCCAGUCGUCUGCAGAAUUACAAGUGUACGCUAAACAGGUCGAACGUUUAAUACAGAUUGAGAGGGGAUUCCCUGAAGCACUACGCAUGCGCACCAGGGUGUACGAACAUACCGACUACCCCAAUAUGAAGUUAAGUUUACGAAAAAAGGUAAGUUGAUCAGUAUUUCAUCUUGGAAUUAGAUGACUUUCUAAAUACCAAUCAAAAACCCAAAAUAAAGGUAGUACCUUUUUUCCUCUUUACUCUGCUCAGCAUGUACACCUAUUUCAAAAACCGUUGUCAUCAUCAAAGGCAAUAGGUGAUAAAAGGCGAUAGGUGAUAAAAGGCGAUAGGUGAUAAAAGGCGAUAGGCGAUAGGUCAUUCCGAGACGGAAAUGGUUUCGUUGAAUACACGCAACAUUAAAUCGGUCUCAACACUAAGGUCCAUGUUCUUGACGAGAAUAAGAAGCAGAUUAAACACAAGUCAUUCCAGCUAUUCUUAGAUCUUGGAAUGAACUAUUUCAUAUUGCUUUUCGCCUAUCGCCUAUCGCCUUUGGCGAUGACAAUGUUUAUUGAAAUAGACCUCUUGCAUAAGACAAAACAAAAGAAUUCCAAUCUCCUUAGAAUUGGAACCUAUUGUUUUGUCCCCCGGAUUGAGCUGCAUUCCAAAGUACUGCAAGGGGUCUAUUGAAAUAGGCAUAAUAYAUGUAUGGCAUUUUUGUUACCCUUUACACCAAUACUGUUCACUCUAAUUAGAGCGAUUAUCGCUCGUGGGAAUUAAAGGAGACCCUGCCACUCUGCCUGCAGGGUAUUGUUAUUAAUAUGGUAUGUGAAGCAUCUUUCUAGGACAAGGAGAUGUAGAGGCUUUGCACCAUCACAUGAUGGCAGCCAAG
Messenger RNA from Actinia tenebrosa (Australian red waratah sea anemone), 1073 nucleotides. Its product is annotated as transient receptor potential cation channel subfamily A member 1. The record is from RefSeq and is a predicted model, not a curated record. Gene Ontology annotation, molecular function: monoatomic ion channel activity; protein binding. Gene Ontology annotation, cellular component: transmembrane transporter complex; membrane. Gene Ontology annotation, biological process: monoatomic ion transmembrane transport. NCBI's taxonomy places the organism in Eukaryota, Metazoa, Cnidaria, Anthozoa, Actiniaria, Actiniidae.